Molecule: messenger RNA, 828 nt
Organism: Durusdinium trenchii
Lineage: Eukaryota; Dinophyceae; Suessiales; Symbiodiniaceae
Source: the annotation of a GenBank genome assembly
AGCUGUGUGUCACAGCGUAGCGUAGCCGCUGGAGCUCCGCCGGUGGUGUUUUCAAGGGGAACUUGCCAUGGCUGCUCUUCUUUUUUUAUGCCUUUGGCCAUUUCUGGCUCACGCAGACUGGGCGUCAACGACGGUCGCCAACAAAAGCGCUGGAGAAGAGUUGAUCAUGCAGCUGGAGAACCGUUUGCAUCCGCAGAACUACACCCUCGAGAGCACUCACUUGGAAGACAUUCGAUCUUUCUUUUGGUGGGACGGUGAGCUGAAGGAAGAAGAUGAACUGAGAGCUACCAUCGACUCUGAGGUUCCCUUCGCAGUUCUCUUGGAAGCUCUUGCCGCCGACCACCCUUAUGACUUGCCGAUGAUCGUGUCCAGCGCUCAUCUAGGGUCUGAGGAGGAGCACAAAAACCACAAGCAUGUCAUGGCCAUUGCAGUGGUGAACGAAACCAAGCUGGAAGUGGCUCAUGGCUUGGCCAAGUCCAUCGUAGAGGUGAAAUUUGCCGCAUGUGCUCAGGUGGCACAGCUUCAAAUGAAAGACUCCGAAGUGGAGCACUUCACGAUCAUUUUAAAGACCUUGGCCGCAGCCAAGGACCAGAUUGAGGUUGAAUUUGGAGGCUUGCACUUCGACUUUCAUCCGAUCCAAGCCAACGAGCAAUACUUGAAGUGGAUUGAGGACAACACGGUCGUCCGUCCACAUGUGGCGGAGCUUUGACGCAGCUGGCCAUGCAUGAAAUUCGGAGAAGUCAAUGCUGAGAGAGACGAAACGUGGUGUUUGAGCGCUGGCCGUAGCUAAUGGAGCUAAAACCUGGUAGAGGUCUCACAAAAGCAAAG